GGAAGUGAAUCGGAAUAGGUUCGCUUUGUUGAUUGACAAUCGAUUGGAACUUUCACAUUUGUUUUUCGCUCUUUGCUGCUUUUACCGGGGCACUCGUGUGUUCUACAUUACUGCCACAGAUUGAUUUACAAAAAAACACGCUAUCUUGAAAACUACUAAUACAGACACAACGAAACACAUUGAAUACCACUGUGUAAUUGUCAGAAUGGACCCGAAGCACAGACGGAUUCUUCAGCGCCACCGAAUCAAUCUAGUAGAGACAUUAAAUCCAGCAGACAUCUGCGAUGGGCUUUUGUCAAAGGGGGUCAUCACCCAGGACAUGAUAGACGAAAUACAGAGCAAGGCAAUCCGGCGUGAUCAAGCCAGAAAACUGGUCACAGACCUGGAGACGAGAGGGAGUCGGGCUUUCCCAGCCUUCCUAGAAUGUCUGCGUGAGACUGGCCAUGAUGAUCUCGCAGAGCUCCUGCAGAGUGGAGAUGGAGCUCAUCGACCUCUCCCCAUCCCUGUGCAGCCUUCAGUACUGAUCCCUCUGCCAGUCCAGACACCCAAAUACCCUGAAAAACCAGACAGGCCUGAUCUCACUCCUCCACGGCUAGUACCUCUGAGACCAGAAACGUUGCCUGUUUCCAAGCCCAUUAGCCCACCUUCUGAAACGCAAAGGAUAAUACCACCCAGACAGAGACGUGACAGUAUACAGUCUUAUAAGAUGGAUGCCAGUCCAUGCGGGAUGUGCUUGAUUAUAAACAACGUCGAUUUUGACCCAGGCUCUGACCUAAAGGAUCGAAAGGGGUCCAACAUUGACUGUGACAAGAUGGAGAGAAGAUUCAAAGCUCUUAAAUUUGAGGUUGUUGUGAAAAGGAACUUGAAAUGCAAAUAUAUAAGACAUGAGAUGUCAUCUUUAGCAAAGAGGGAUCAUUCUGCAUAUGACUGCUGUGUGGUGAUCAUCCUUUCGCAUGGCACUGAGGCAAACCACAAUCGUUUCCCUGGAGCAGUUCAUGGUGUGGAUGGACCUGCUGUCCCCGUUCAGAUAAUCACAAACUACCUCAAUGGUCAGAACUGUCCUUCUCUACAGGGCAAGCCCAAGCUUUUCUUCAUCCAGGCCUGUGGAGGAGAUGAGAAGGACACAGGCUUUGAGGUUUCUCCAGAUGAGGUGCAGCCCUCUCUGGGUGGGACAGAUGACCAGACAGAUGCUAUUCCCCCGUCCUCCAGCAGUGAAUCUCUCAGCACGUCCGAUGAACCUGAUGCUCGUGCCACUUUGCCCACACCCAGCGACAUCCUAGUAUCUUACUCAACAUUUCCAGGCUAUGUCUCAUGGAGGGACACGCAGGCUGGCUCCUGGUAUGUGGAGAAUCUUGAUCUUGUGCUUGAGCAGAAUGCUGCCACUGAUGAUCUGGUGACCAUGCUGAUGAUGGUAAAUGAUGCAGUUUCCCAAAUAUCUGCCAAAGGCCUGUAUAAACAAAUGCCCGGGUCGUUCAACUUCCUCCGAAAACAUCUCUACUUUCAGACGUCGCAGUCAUGAUCACUCGGAGGUCUCGAAGAUCUUCAGGAUGCCUCUGUGUGCUGUAAUGGGAACACUGCCACAUGCUUCAUUCUGCAUCAAAAAAAAAACAAGUUGUCUUUUUUUUUUAUUUCAUGAACAGAACCAUGUAGUCAGAACCUGGACUGGAGUGUUUGUUUUAAUAGUCCUUUUUUAUGGUGUUUAGAAAUGCUAAGAAUCAGAAGUUAGAUUUCACAGAUAACUACAACUAAACUGUUCAUAGCUUGGAAAUAUUAUCAUUAAUAAUAAAAGUGACUUUCUCAUUUCUCUAACAAUCUGUCAUACGUGAUUGUAGGAGAGUGUUUUUGACACUUCAAGGAAGCACAAUAGACUCUUGUGGUUGUUGUAAAUACAAUUGUGGUGUUGGAAAAAUAAUCUUCUCAAGAAAUUACUGUGUGUGUGUGUGUGUGUGUGUGUGUGUGUGUGUGUGUAUAUAUAUAUCACACACACACAUACAGUGCUGGGUAGUAACAGAUUACAUUAAUUAAUGAGAUUACAAAAAUCAAGUACUUAUAAUUGGAUUAAAUUACAUUUGAAUGCACUCGUAAAAGGACUACAGUUGGUUUUUAUAGAUUAUAUAUUAACAAGGCAACAGCAAUACAUUUUUAAUAAUUUAUUGAUCAUUUUCAUAUCAAUAUCAUCAUAUUCUUGCCCCAAAGUGCAAUAGUCUCACAGAUGAUCAUUUUGAGCAUGUGCUCCUUAAAUGUUACAACAGUAAGAUGCACCUCAGCUAUGGAAUAGGCGAUGGACUAUCAGUAAGCAGUAAGGGUUUAAAAGGGUUUCCGUGUCUUUAAAUGAAAGCUUUGACCUAGUCAACAUCAUUGCUGUUGAUUUCAUGGUCAUUAAUUUUAUUUUAUGAUUGUUUUAUGUUGAUUUUAUGGUAAUUAAUGUUUUAUCCAUUUAAAUUGUUUACUAUCAAUAUCACUUUCACAUUCCUCUUCUUUUGUUUUUGGCAAUUCGCAUUCUUUGUGGCUAUCGCCACCUACUUGGCAGGGAGGAGAAUUUAUAGUAAAAAAAGACUUAAAUAUUGAUCUGUUUCUCUCCCACACUUAUUGUAUUAAUUUUGAAGACAUACAUUUAACUACUGGAGUGAUGUGGAUUAUUUUUAUGCUGCCUUUAUGUGCUUUUUGGAGCUUCACAAUUUUGGUCACCGUUCACUUGCAUUGUGAGGACCUACAGAGCUGAAUUAUUUUACUAAAAGUCUUUGGUUGUUCAGGAGAACAAACAAAGUCAUACACAUCUGGGAUAGAAUAAGGGUGAGUAAAUGAUGAGAGAAUUAAAAUUUGUGGGUGAACUAUUAAAGACCUUUAAAGAGCUCUUCUGUAAUGAGAUAAAUUGCAAUAGGUUUGUGUUAUUAAUUCUAUCGAUUUGGUAUACUGACAUUUUGUACUUUAAAUUUUAAAUACUUCUGUAGUAUUAUAGUACUAUUUCCUGUACCACUGCCACACCUUUAAAUGUGACAUGUGAUGCAGUCUGAUCCAUGUCUCCCUGUCUAUUUUUAUGUUUGAGAAAAUGUAAAAGGUCUUAAUAAAGUGUCAUUAAAGCUAUCA
This is a messenger RNA of Xyrauchen texanus (razorback sucker), 3087 nucleotides long. Its product is annotated as caspase-9-like. Gene Ontology annotation, cellular component: cytoplasm. Lineage: Eukaryota; Metazoa; Chordata; Actinopteri; Cypriniformes; Catostomidae. The coding region runs from base 206 to 1519 and encodes 437 amino acids. Gene Ontology annotation, biological process: intrinsic apoptotic signaling pathway in response to DNA damage; proteolysis; regulation of apoptotic process. The record is from RefSeq and is a predicted model, not a curated record. The transcript has 10 exons.